This is a messenger RNA of Plutella xylostella (diamondback moth), 2185 nucleotides long. RefSeq names its product sucrose-6-phosphate hydrolase. Gene Ontology annotation, cellular component: cytoplasm. Gene Ontology annotation, biological process: carbohydrate metabolic process. NCBI's taxonomy places the organism in Eukaryota, Metazoa, Arthropoda, Insecta, Lepidoptera, Plutellidae. The record is from RefSeq and is a predicted model, not a curated record. Gene Ontology annotation, molecular function: beta-fructofuranosidase activity.
CAUGUUUGAAUUAGACAGUGACCGAGACAAUUUUAUUCCUCAGCUAAUAUGUAAAUCUGACUAUUACUUAGCUCUUACCUAAAAGCGCUACGUUUGCUAUAAUAAAUAAAACUUCCUGUUGAAGUUAAUCAUUGACAUCCUCGAAUGCUUUUGAAAAACUAUUAAAUUAUGUUACUUUAUUGGAAAUGCGAACUAUAUUAUUAAUGUUAUGAAAUGAAAUGAAAAGAUUUUCAUUUGAAAAAUAUUAUCUGUUAUUCGUGUAAUAUUAGAUUAAAAAUCUAUUUUAAUUUUACAGUAGUGUAUCAAUAUAACUGUUAAGUGGAUACUAAACAAAGCACUUGAGAUAAUAAAUACUUAUAGGUUGUUUACGAGUACAGCUCACACGGAGCUUAACCAUUAAUUAUAGCUUGUAUUGAUUGUCUAAGCACUAGUUGUGAAAUUACCAUUGACGAGGCAACAUGAAGCUACUCGUGGCUACUUCGCUCCUGCUGCUGCUAGUGACAGUCUACGGCAGCGAAUCCCUCGCGCGCCAGAAUGCGACCCUGGAGCAGUACAUCAUGGCUGAGAGCAAGAAAGUGAACCAGCGGUACAGACUGCAGUACCACGUCGCCGCGCCCGUGGGCUGGAUCAAUGACCCCAAUGGCUUCAGCUACUACAAGGAGCAGUACCACCUCUUCUAUCAGUACUACCCUUACGAAGCUAAGUGGGGACCCAUGCACUGGGGACACGUCGUCAGCAAAGACCUCGUGACUUGGGAGUAUCGUCCCACCGCUCUAGUGCCCGGCGAGGAACAAUGCUUCUCAGGAAGUGCCGUAGAAGUCAACGGCUCCAUGGUCUUGAUGUACACCGCCCAUGUUGUGAAGGAGGGGAUGCCAGUCAACCAGAGCCAGUACCUCGCCUUCAGUGACGAUGGUGUUAACUUCGAAAAGUUUGCCGGUAAUCCAGUUAUUCCUGCAUCCCCGAACAAUUCUCCAGAUUUUCGUGAUCCUAAGGCGUGGAAACACGGGGACUACUGGUAUGUAAUCAUUGGAAGCAAGACUGAUGAUGAAAUUGGAACAGUUUUGCUGUACAGGUCCAAGAAUAUGAUCGACUGGGAGUUUCUGACUAUUCUCGCUCAGGCAACUAGCGACCUUGGUUACAUGUGGGAGUGUCCAGAUUUCUUCGAGCUAGGUGGCAAACAUAUUCUACUCAUGUCACCCCAAGGCAUGGUAGCGCAGGGCGAUAGGUUCAAGAAUUUGUACCAAACUGGAUACAUUGUAGGACAAUUUGACUACGAAACAUUUAAGUUCACUCAAGAAACAGCUUUUCAAGAACUUGAUUAUGGACACGACUUUUAUGCUGCCCAAACCAUUGCAUCCCCUGAUGGUAAGCGAGUGUUAAUAGGAUGGUUCGGAAUGUGGGAGACCGCGUUCCCCGAAGCCAAAGAUGGCUGGGCGGGAGCUAUGACCAUCGCCAGAGAGCUGGUACUUGACAGUAACAACCAUAUCCUCAUGAAACCACUCACAGCUCAAAGCAGUCUCAGAAACAGGGUAUCGCUUCAGAGCAAUUUGAAAGCCGAUCAAGUGUUGGAGCUAGAGCCGGCAUCAGAGGUUCUGAUUGAAGCUGAUUUGACUCAGAGUAUUAACUUGCUUCUGGAGGGUCGCAGCGGGGGAGGGAAGGCUUGGUUGAAAUGGGACCCGUCGGUUGGUAAAGUGGUGGUGGAGAGGGAGGGAGACGAUAUACGCCAGGUGGAGUGGGCGCCGGGGUCCAACAAGGCGUGGCGGCUGUUCCUGGACACCAGCUCUCUGGAGCUGUUUUGUGGAGACGGCGAGGUGGUCUUCAGCUCCAGGGUGUACCCUCUCGGCGGGUGGAAGCUCAGCAACCUCGGCACCCAGGCGGUCAACACCACCGCCUACGCUCUCAAACGGAGCGUACCGUCCUACAACUCAGCCAUGGGCUCCAAUUUAAAGAUUUUCAAUGUUUUGUGUUUAGUUUUGUUUGGUUACGCGCUGUAUUAAGUUAAUGUUAAAGAAUAUGUAACAUGAAUAUGUUAUUGUUUGACUAAGUAACUUUAAAUUCUGAAAAACAUAGAUAUAGGUGUACAAAUUUAAUUCUGAAAAUUAUUAUAAAUUCUGAAUUUGACAAUUACUUACGAGUAUUAAAUUGGUUUUUAAUUAAAUUGAGAAUACACAUUUUAAUAAUGAUA